UGCCAGUGCAUGUCCUUGAGUACUUUUGGAGGGAUGAACUUGAUUGAUUGGUACUCAAGACGGAAGCGCGGAAGGCAUGAGUUAGCCAGAGUCAUAGAAGAGUUAAUCCAGAUUAAAUCCGGAUUUGAGCGCUUGAUACCUUCGACGCGUGUCCUCAUCGAGGCGUGCCCCCACAGAGGCAAAGAAGGUAUAACAAACCUAAUAUCAUUAAAUAGAGCCGCGAUCCUGUUAUGAGAAUUAAUUUUCCCUCCCAAUCUCCACAUUCAGUAUGCGCCCCUUCGACAGUUUCGAUAGUUCCAGUUCCGAAGGUUGGAUGGAAUCGUUGCAUAAUUUUGACUCUUAUUAUAGCCCACAAACACAACAGCCAAUGCACGCGCUCGAUGCUUUCUCCCAGAAUACAGUAUACUAUUCAAAUAGUGCACUUUUCGAAGAGACCACCGAUUUCGUGAAAUACCCCUAUAAGCAUUAUGACAUUGACGAUGAACUUUUGGAUUUUUCAUCCCCAGUAUCAAGCUCUGCGUCUAUGUUGUCGCCUUCUUCAUCAUCCGAUUACUCUGUGCCGGAAUCGUACUCGCCGACGAACAGUCCCCAAGGAAAUUUUCCCGCGACUAUGACCUGCUCACCUGCCGAUAUAAUGCCUUCCACAUUCUCUAUCAACGAUGAGUAUCAGGAAGGUCCAUCAGCCCAAAACCCAUUGGAACUGAACACCUUUGACACUUUCUAUAAUAACCAAAGUCUUCGCUCAUCGACCUCGGAGAUUGACACUGCUGAGGGCUGGGUCGAAACGUCUUCCUGGUCUGUCAGACCCCCAGCUUCAUUCGCGGAUUUCUCAAAUCCCCGGGCCGCGAUUGAUAAAGAGGAAUUGUUGGUCCACCCUGCGGUGCCGAUAUCGCCACAGCAAGUUGACGAUUUCUCCUCGUGUGCUACGACUACACAGAAGAAAACCGCCAAGGCCCACAGGCGGCGAAAUAAGAAAGUUCAAUCCCAGAGCAUUGCUCCCCGCUUAGUCUCCUCGUCGCCUGCUGAUUCCUAUGUGGCCCGGUCACCUGUCUCGUCCAUAUCUCACAACUACCACCCGCUACAUUCAGAAUCAUCGAUUGAUAUCGUUCAACCACAGGCAUCGACGUCUGCUGUGGUCUCGAAUGUUCCUAUCACACGAAAGAGAAAACGAAGCUAUCAAGAUGAAGAUUUUUCCUACUAUAAUGUUGCCUCUCACCAUCGGGCAGCAAAAGAACGAAUUUCGUAUUCGGAAGACGGUGUGGAAUCUAAUGACGAUGAUGACCCGGAAUACAUUAGUUGUCAUGUCGAAGACUCGGAAGAUGAUGAUUACGGAGGUAGCCAGAAGCAAUCAGCUCGUACUAAGAGGAGCAGGGCUUCCACAAGCAACAUUUCUGGUUCAGAUCCUAGAUUCCCGUGUCCAGCACCGGGCUGUAGACGUAUUUUCAAUCGUUCAGCCGAUCAACGGCGCCACAGCGAGAGUGCACACGAGCACAGGAGGUUUCCCUGUAUUUAUUGUCAUGCAGUCCUGUCCCGACAUGAUGCCCUGAUAAGGCACCAGGUCAAAGCCAGGAGAUGUGGAAGGAAGGCGCGCCAAGCACAAGGGAGAGUUCCUAACGCCUCUUUCGAGGCUGACGAUGGCUGAUAUAUGCAUAUCUCUAUGUGAUUUGCUUUUGCUUUUGCUUUGGAAUCUGUUCGGAUGUUGUUAUAUUUACUGGGUUUCGUGCUGUUUCGUGUUUUGUUUUCGAUUUGAUACCCUUGCGUCUGUACUGUUGCUUGUGUUUUGGGGACAUUAUAAGUGAAUUUAGU
Molecule: messenger RNA, 1806 nt
Organism: Lentinula edodes (shiitake mushroom)
Lineage: Eukaryota; Fungi; Basidiomycota; Agaricomycetes; Agaricales; Omphalotaceae
Exons: 3
Coding region: 269-1642 (457 amino acids)
Source: RefSeq, a predicted model, not a curated record